AAAAACGUGCAUCGAGGUGGAGUUGCCGGGUCCGUAUUAGUUUGUUCUGCAGGAGCCGUGAUUAUUGCAUCCCGCAUUCAGGAAUAUCUGGGAAUUUCCGGGAAUCCCAGCGCCGCUAUAAAGCCGAGCGCCGGGACUUUUCCGCAUUUCAGUUUAGGCACUCCGCUGAAGGAUGGCUGCCAUCAAAGCGCUGCAGCAGUGGUGCAAGCUUCAAUGCGACGGCUACCGAGAUGUCAACAUCACCAACAUGACAACUUCGUUUAGGGAUGGACUGGCGUUUUGUGCCCUGAUCCACAAGCACAGACCGGAUCUCAUAAAUUACGACUCCCUGCGUAAGGAAAACGUGUAUGACAACAAUCAUUUGGCUUUCUGCGUGGCGGAGGAGCAGCUGGGGAUCCCAGCGUUGCUGGACGCUGAGGACAUGGUGGCUUUGAGGAUCCCCGAUCGUCUCAGCAUCCUCACUUACGUCUCGCAGUAUUACAACUACUUCCAUGGCCGGUCGCCCAUAGGGGGCAUGGGUGGCAUUAAAAGGGCCGCGGAGGGAUCCAAGGAGGAGCCGUCGGGAAAGAAGAAUCAGCCAGUGGUGGCCAAACCCUUCGCCUCUGUGUCCGCCACAGAGAACCAGCCACCCUCCGCUCCGGAAACCUCUGUUAGGAAACCUCAGAAACCCUCACCAAAGCUUCCCCGAGUGCCCGACCAGAAAAAGGUUCUGGUCGAGACGUCCAAUAAAACUGGCACUCUAAGCAGUACCUGUGUGGUUUGUAAAAACCAUGUCCACUUGGUCCAGCGCCACCUAGUGGAUGGAAAGCUCUACCACAGGAGCUGCUUCAAGUGCGCCGAAUGCUCCAACAUCCUCCUUUCUGGGACGUACAAGGUUGGGCCCAAACCCGGCACCUUCGUCUGCACGACUCACCAGGGCGCCAAGAGUGGUCAGAAGACUCUGCCCUCCCUUGGGGUGGCUCUGCACAGACAUGACCCCAAAGCAGACACCAGCAUCAGCUCCUCAGGGCUCAAAAAUGUGAGCAGUCACCCUCCGCGGUCCACCUCGACUGUUCCCGGGGGGCCCGCAAACAUGGUCCCAGCCGGAUCUCCCUGGACCCCCUCGGCUGCUAAGACUCAGGCGGCCCGUCAGCGCUUCUUCCAGGCCGGCCCGGACCCCCAGCCGGUCUCCCGUGUACCGGCAGCCUCCGACGAGAAAGACAGAGCCAGGGCGUUAGUGGCGAGCAAGCUCACCGAGCUGAACCACAAUAACAACAACAUGGCGCCCAAAGCUGGGCUCUGGAAGGCUGACGGCCGCCUCGGGAGCGAACCUGCCCCAGUUAGUGCCCCCGGUGGGCAGGGAGGCAAGAGCAGCGGUGGUGUGAGACUGGCGGAGACAAAGACUGGUGGUAAGGAGCAUCAGGGCUCCCCCUAUGCGUCCAAAGGGUCCGAUGGGUCGACAUGUCCUUCAGGCUGGAGAGCAAACCUGAAACCUUUGUCUGGCAGACCAGAAACGAAACCUGCAGCUUUUAUCAAAUUCGGCUCCCCACCCCCCAAGAAGAUAAUGGGGGGACCCAGUGACACCGCCAGCGGCCGCCACACUCAGCCUGUGGCGACGUCCCCAAAGGCCUUUGAGGCCCAUGCGAGCCCAGGUUUGAAUGCUGUUAAAGGCUCACCUUCCCCACACAGCCCUAAGCCUGAAAUGGAGUCACCCAAGGACCAGUCGUCAUGCAUCCCGAAGGAGGAGAUCCAGCGGGAGCUGAAGGCGCUGGAGGACGGUCUGAGUGAGCUGGAGAGGCAGGGCGUGGAGCUGGAGCAGCGUCUGCGGGGAGCCGAGAAAGAAGGACAGGAGGAUGUUUUUGAUGCUUUGAUGGUGGACUGGUUCGCCCUCAUUAACGAGAAGCAGAGUCUCGUGAGAAGGGAGUCCGAGCUGGUCUACAUUGCGAAGACUCAGGAUUUGGAGGAGCAGCAGCCUGAAGUGGAGGUGCAGCUGCGGAAGCUGAUUGAGACACCGAGUGAUCGGAAGACGGCUGCAGAACACAAGCGGGAGAAAGAGCUUAUGGACAAGCUUCUGGAGAUCGUCAACGACAGGAACGCCAUCAUCGAGGGGCUGGAUGAGGACCGGCUGAGGGAGAAGGAUGAAGAUGAGCAGCUCAGCCAGAUGAUGGAGCAGCUUGGCAAGAAGAAGAUCAAAAAGAAGCGAAAGUCUGUGGUUAAGAGGCUUUUCAAACGGAAGCAGAAAACGAAAGCAGGAAAGGCCUGCUGACAGGAUGCGGCGCUGGUCCGUCGGAGGUGAGCCUCAACAUUGGCGCAGGAAGAGGGAAGAGCGCCCUCUUUGGGUGACGGUCCAGCUCACACCGCGCCUUAGCGGUCCGAGCACUUCCACUGGAUACACCCACGCCGGCGCGGCGGCGGUCCUGUGAUCCGCUGUAAUUGGGCUGUGUGGGGUAAUCUCACUGUCUUAAUGUGUUGCUGUUCCCUGGAUGUGUUGUCAUGGUCUCAUUAUCCUCCACCGUUUUGAAACUAAUUUUGUUCAGUUCACCGUUACUGUUAUUUCUUUUGAAAAUCACGCUGAAAAUGUGGUUUGUGCUUAUUUUCAUACGAAAGUAGUUUUUGGUCUAAAUCUUCCCUGUUCAUUUCAUGUUUUUCUGGGGCUUCUGCUCAGUUUGUCUCCCGUGCUGAUAUUUCAUUCACCAAUCUGUGUGUUUUUACGCAGGUUGAAACCGGCACCUUUUACAAACACCAUUUGGGUUUUGAUUUUGACGGUUUUAAGACCCGUAUUAAAGUUCAGAGGUAUGUUUCUGUGAAAGGCUUUUAAUGAGGAAUAUUUUAAUGCUCCCUCCGCUUUUGUGCUGACACUGUCAUGGGGGGGGCAGUGUGUUAACUGCCCCCCUCUGAGGGACUCCUACACGUUUUGGAGGCUUUUAUCGGAGUAAACAUUUUAAUCUGUGCCCUGUUUCCAUUUGGGUGUUUUUAUGAGAAUUUGCAUAUAGUACAUGAUUGUGAUUAUACUGUAGAUUAAGUUUUGCCCCUCCCAUAAUAAGGAUUGUGCAUAUGUAAUAUAACUGUCUGCUUGAUUUUUACACUAUUCAUUACUGCCUUGGCAUGGGAUUAUUUUAAACAUGAUUUGCUCUCCAAUAAAUGCAUUAAUAAUUAAAAA
This is a messenger RNA of Brienomyrus brachyistius, 3139 nucleotides long. Its product is annotated as MICAL-like protein 2. The coding region runs from base 173 to 2245 and encodes 690 amino acids. The record is from RefSeq and is a predicted model, not a curated record. Gene Ontology annotation, molecular function: protein binding. Lineage: Eukaryota; Metazoa; Chordata; Actinopteri; Osteoglossiformes; Mormyridae. The transcript has 17 exons.